Messenger RNA from Neoarius graeffei (lesser salmon catfish), 3291 nucleotides. It is a transcript of the gene ccar2, whose product is annotated as cell cycle and apoptosis regulator 2. The coding region runs from base 25 to 2508 and encodes 827 amino acids. Gene Ontology annotation, biological process: regulation of DNA-templated transcription; RNA splicing. Gene Ontology annotation, cellular component: nucleus; DBIRD complex. The record is from RefSeq and is a predicted model, not a curated record. The transcript is spliced from 19 exons. Gene Ontology annotation, molecular function: RNA polymerase II complex binding. Lineage: Eukaryota; Metazoa; Chordata; Actinopteri; Siluriformes; Ariidae.
UAGGCCGCAGAUUAGCGGGUACAGAUGACAAUGACAAUUUCACUAACCAACCCACUGGGGGCGGUGAUGCGUCUAAACCGUGAUACUUGUUACAUCUCAAACCAAGAGGAAGAAGACGAAGAAGAAGCCGACAAUAGCGACAAAUUAGUAUAUAAACGUAUACAAGGGAUUGAGAUGAGGCAGCGAGUCUUCACUGGGGUUGUGACACAGCUCCAGGACCGCCAUGGGACUGUAGACCGGGAUGUACGCUUUGCAAUGAGUGUUGUAGUAGGCAGAGCGCCCUUGGUUGGCGAGAAAGUGCUGGUGAAGGCGGUGCAGGAUCCUUCGCAGUCUGUCAAGUGGACAGCACAAAGAGUUCAGGUGCUCAAUGGCCAGCCAUUUAAGUCUCCUCCGCCGCUUCUGCACUCCACGACACCAAACCUGACGCCGAGCAUUUUGGGAAACAAGCGUCAACCACUGCUGAAGUCACCUAAAAUACCACCACUGAUUCCAGGCAUGCAGCCGAAUCCAGGUGGCAUGCUACAGCUGCCCCACCAUCAGAAGCUGCCGUGGCCUGCUCCCUGGGGUGUGGGAAGCCGGAAGAGACACAAUGAGGUCGUGGCUAGCCGGAGAGGCCGACACUGGGAGGAAGCUGGCGGCUCUUGGGGAGGCGACAACGCGCACCAGAAGAGACGACGAUGGAAAGCCCCGUCUGAGGAGGAAACAUCCAAAAAGAGCACCUCUCAACCCAGCACAAGCACUCCUUUCUUCUCCUUUUUCUCAAGAGACAGUCAGGCCUGUGAUAAUGUGGAGCUGCAGAGGCGCUACCCACACCUCCACUCUCCUCUGUCACUCUUUCACGUGCAGCUUUGCUGGCCUGAGAGCUUCCCUUCCAGCCAGCCACUUCCUCUCGCAGGGCCCUGUCACUUCCACGUAGGCUCGCAACUACCUAGGACAGCACUUAUUCCAUCUCCAGACUCCACAGACGACGCCAUCUUCUCUGUGAAGGUGCUGUUACUGUCCAUGCCUGGCGUUGAGGACUUCUACACUCAGUGUUGUAACUAUGCAGAAGACACGAAGGCGCAUGGAGAUGCCGUCCACCCUACAGCACUGUUCAAGUUUUUGUUACUAGACAAAGCAGGAGAGCUGCAGCUUCCUGGAGGUUUGUGGUCCAAAGAGGACGGGUCCAAUCCAGCCAAAGACAGCAGCACCAUCGUACGCACUGCAGUGCGCUGUGUGACCGAGCAGACGGCUCUGGACCUUUCAGCUUGUACACAAUGGCAUAAAAUGGCCGAGCUGAGAUUACUUUCUGGGGAUAAAAUGGAGACGGUCGUCAUCUUGAUGCCAGAUGUGUGGAAUCUAGUGCCGACAAUGGAAGAGUGGGCCAAGUUACAGGAAGAGCAAGGGGAAAAUGAGUCUCCUCUCCCUGAUGCGCCCUCACUGGUAGUCCAACCCUCUGCAGGGUUCACACUGUCGACAGUGUCUCUCUCAUCUUUAUUAGAGCCACGGACAUCACAGAGCAGAGAUGCGUUUGAGGUGGGUUUGGUGAGCGAGCUCUUCAGCGAAAUGCUCCAGAGGGAUUUUGGUCUGCAGCUGUACCACUCCCUCUGCAGCCUGCCUCAGACUCCGACUCCUGACUCGGAAAUGCAGGCAGACGACAGCAGCGCUGCCCUGGAUGAUGAGGUAAAAAAUACGAGUCAGGACAUGAGAAAGAAAGGAGUGAGUGAUGCCAAGAAAACAGCAAACAAAAAAGAAGAGGAAGACACUAAAAUGGAGGAUGAACAGGAACGGAGCGAACACCAGGCUGAGAAUCAGGAAGAAGCCGAGAGCCGGGCAGAGGGUGUAGAAGCGCCGACCGCUGAUGCACUUGACAAUCAGUCGCUCAAAGACAUCGAGCUUCCCCGUAGGGUCCUUUUGUCCUGGGUGUUUUUCGACAGGCAGCUCUCUGGUGCCCUGAGAGAAGAGGACGUUCAGAACAUCUUGCUGUCCCUCGGGCUCUACCUCACCACUGCUCAGGCACAGGAUCUGGUCAGGAAGAUGUCAGUGGACGGGAAGUGCGUGUACCGUAAACUGUGCUCUCGCUGGACCGAGACAGACGAGGUGGCCUGUGACCUCAGUGCCGAGGGAAAUAAAUCCCUGCUUCCGGGUCUGCCUCGUAAGGAAAAGGGCUCUACCCGUCGCUCAUCCAACAACGCUAACCCAGAUGUCAUCAACUACAAAGGGACCGUUCUGAACAUCCCCAACCUGCUGCAGUGUCUCGAGAGCAGCAAAACGGCGCAGCACGAGAUGGAGAAACGGAUCACUGACCUACAGGCAAUGCUCGAGGCAGCCAAGGCAAAGCCGGUCUCAGAUGAACAGCAGCAGCUGAAGAGCAGGUUAGAGAAAGCUGAAGCAUUGAACAAGACCUAUGAGAAAAAUCUAAAGGAGAACGCCGGCCACAUGCUCACUGUCAUUGAGAAGAUGCAGAAAAUGGUCGAUCAGACGACAAGCCUUACAAGGACAAAGGAGGUGAAAGGAGACAAAGACUAAAUUUCAACAGGGGCAUUUUAAAAACCUCAAACCCAAUUUAUUUUCCACUGCUUUUAAAUCUCUUGUGGGAUAUUAAUGGAGUGUGCUCUCUCUUUCUCUUUCUCCCCCCCCCAAAAAAAAAAAAAAAUCUGAAAAUGCUCAGCUUGGCAUUGCAGUAGUACACUUGUCAAAAGUCUGGUUGUUUAAAAAAAAAAAAAAAGGAAGAAAAGGGGAAAAACAAGUAAAAUGAAAUCCUGUUUGAAUAGCAUCUUGAAGCCUGCAAACAUGCAUUAAAGUAGGAAAGUCAAUGUCUUUUUUUUAUAUUUACUGUAUUGUUUGUUUUAUUUUCAGUCACAAGUAGGAAAAUAUUAAGAUGUUGACUUUUGAAAUUAUUAUUAUUAUUAUUAUUAUUAUUAUUAUUAUAGUUUUGGUCCUCUUGUGUAAAAACAUGAAUUGCUGCAUGUAUAUUUGCCAUCAGUGCUGUUGAGACUGAAGGAUCCCAUUUUUUUGUAGUUUUUUUUUUGGUCUCCUCUGUUUUCAGAAAGUUUAUCCUAAUAGUCCAAGAAAGAAAUUACUGUUGUUGUCAGGAAUUACUCAGACUACUGCAAUAACAGAAAUCUAAAGAAAACAUAAUAAACUUGACCCUGCUUCACUGCUUGCCUGGGGUAUAACAUGUUAUAAUAUGGCUUCUGGGCUUCGUUUUCCUUAAUUUUAUGGUGUCACUCAAUUCAAUGAUUGUCACGUUUUGAGUUCUUGUUUGCACUCCAGUGAUCCAACAAUAAAAAGUGUCAUUGUGAAUUAUAA